AAAUUAAAUGGGAAGCUAAGUGGGGAAAGCUCUAUGUUAGGCCGCUGGCAGGACUUCAGUCCUCAGAGAACUCCCUAGCCUCCUCCCCACUCCUUGUAACUUUAAACAUGAGCUUGUGGCCACCUGGAGAGCCAGCAGGGCUCCCUGUGUGGCUGUGGGGAGAAGCCAGGGCACCACUUCCUUGGCUUUGUGGCUGCAGGUGACUCAUGCACGCACCUGUUUCCUCUGCAGCCUCUCACCUCUCCGGGUGGACAGACAGGGUUUUACCGGGAAACCCAGGUGUCCAGAAAAACAAUUAUGGAGAUUUGAACUGACCAAAUCAUUCACCCUUCCAGAAAGCAAAACUGGGUACAAAUCUUUUCCAAGUUUUCUUCUGAUAAAUCUGCAGGACACCACAUGCCUGGUGCAUGCCUGUGAGAGGAUUUGCCUUUAUGCAGCCACACAGAAGUGCAGCAUGAAGGAGCAGGGCUGCCUGCUUCUCUCACAGGGCUCAUGGCACACUUUGGAAAGGAAAGCCCCUUAAAAAGGCGUUUUCCCUGUCCCACAGCACUGCUGGGCUUGUGAGCUCUUGCACACUCAUGGAUAUUUGGUCUUCUAGUAUAAAAUGCACCCUUCUAAUCUGCUUGGGCCAGCAGUGCCCUCCUGGCCCCCACCAUUUGCUGUGAUUUACUUCACAGAAGGCUUCAGAAUCCAGCCAACACACAUCACAAAAUUGGUGGGAAGAAAUCAUGAUUCAUGCAUUUUUUUAAUUAAUAACGUUCUUAAUUUUACCCAGGAGGUCAUGCCUUGAGAUUCUUUCAGACCAUCACAAAAGAGAACAAGCUGGCUGGGAGCAAUAAGCACCAUCUGAGAAUCCUCCCAUAACUCAGACUGUUUACUUUUCAGUUUCACUCAACAUCAUCCAAGCACAUGUCCCUUUUCCCUCAAAUCCUUUCAGCUGUUUCUUCCUCUGAAGCUGACUUCCAGGGAAAGCUCUAGAGAUCUUUGCCUUCAGAGCAGAUUCACCUCCUGGUUUCUCUUCCCUCUGUGGUGAAAGUAUAGAGCAGGCUGAGGUCCUCCUACCCCAAAGCUUGCUUUAGGAAGAGACACGUGCCUGUGAUUCCUUCUACCUUGGCAGACUUUUCCUAAAGCCUCAAGGUUUAGAGCUGGAGGUCUUGCAGCAGCACAAGUCCUUAACUCCAGGAAGGGAGAGCACAUCCCAGAAACCUGGUGCCAGCACUGGCACCACGUGGCUUCAUGUCACAGCCUUUUGGGGUGAGAAAUCCUCCCAGCAGCCAUGUGUGCAGCGGGCUAGGAACUGCUGUCAUUCCAGGAGCUUCUGAGAAACCAUGUUGGGUCCUGGAAGGAAAAAAACAAACAUGAGUUUCAAUAAUCUGCAGCAUUUUCCAGUCUAUGACAUUUGUACACGGAGGGACCUUACCCACACAGAUGGCCCCAAGCUGUAACUAUAUCAAGUCACUCACAUGACCAAGACUUUGCAGGAUCUCAGCCUCAGGGGCUACCAGGAGUACAGCAGGCCUGAGAGACGGACAAAAAACUCACAGAUCACAUUCAGGAUCAAAACACUACUCACCAGAACAAAGCACAGAUUAAGUGAUACCAGUCCAGAUGACGCAGACCCCAAAUAAGGGCAAAUAAAAUAUUUUUCUGCUGCCAGAACACCAUCAUGUGAUGUGGCAUCUCUUCCUGCAGAGGCCAUGGAGAAGUAUAUCCACUAUCUGCUGUCUGCCUUGGAAUUGCCCCAGGAAAGCUGGUCUGGCUGGCAGUGUAGGGUGCCUAACUUCCAGACUAUUAAAUUACACUGCAAUCAAUGCAACUCAAGAAUGUACUUAAUUUGAAGUAAACGCCUACAGACUGUGAUGAACUGGGAUGCUGCAUUGCUCAGCACACUUCUUUGGCUGAUUUGUUCACUAAGUCAAUAUCUCAGAGGAAAAGAAAUUACAGAAACCUUCUAAAACCUUCUAAAACCUUAAAUAAAGGAAGGAUUGUUGCACUUACAUUAAAAUUACCAAGUUUUUAAGACCCAGCUUCUUAGGGCCUUACAGAGAUAAUGCACUCAGUUUGACUCUUUUAUAAACACCUAACCUGGAUAAAUUAAAGGGAACAUAUAAACCAAGAUCUUCUAUCACUUGCCAAUACAAGAUGCAUUAUUGCCCCAGGCCUCAGAGAAAACUGCAGCUUUGCAUUCCCACUUUUAGUUAAGCUAAUGAGGAGAAGAAGGAAGAGAAUUUUUGAGGUGGGUUCUUCUUCCUUUCAUCUGAAGAGUGGUUGCUGAGCUGUGCAAAGCGUCUGUGCAUAGCUCUGCGAGCUGAGUACCUCAGCGCCAGAGUUCCUAGAGACUGCACUGCUGAAAGGAGAGGUGAGUUCUUCCUAUAUCCUCCCUGGAAGCUGGUUAAACACUCAGUUAGCAGAGGGCCCUCUGAACAAGGGAUGUGGCAUUGCACUGGGUAGAGUUUGCAAAUGCUUCUCAGUUACCUGUUCUGUUCUCUUCUUUUUUCGUUGCAAACCAUGAAGCUCCUCAGGGAGGCUCAGGCUCAUAGGCACUUUGAUGAUUUGGCUGCCCAUUCUUCUCACCAGCCACGUGCCAGUGUGCAUUCAGUGACUUCAUGGUGUGGCUGCUUUGGGGGAGCUAGAUGGGGAAGCAGACUGCAGCUGCUUCUGUAGGAUAUAAAUAUUUUUUUGCAGUCCAGGGGCUCCAGCAGUCCAACAGGGUCAGGGACACCUGGGCUCUAUUCCUGGCUCUCCUGCAGACCUGCUGCUUUGUUUCCCUCCUUUCAGUAGCUCUAAAUGAAGACCUUUUCCUGCCAAAUUUGUUUUCUUAGGUGUGAGGCUUCCACUUGAAAAUAGGAGCCACAGUAAGGAAUCUGGGAUGAUGAGACUGGCCUGUGAAUGCGAGUCCAGGCAUUCAUUUGGUAACAAAUCCCACAAAAGCCAUUGCACUGGUGGAACACCAGGAAUGGCUCACAGGCCAACCUUACACCAUUUACCAGUUAGCCAUCUGCUCCCUUCAGAUAUUAUUUUAUGGCUUUCCUUUGUUUUCACUAAGGCCCAAACAGGAAUGAAAUCGUGGGCCCUUUUAAAUAAAUAGUCCUGCCAUCACUCUAAUAAGUUUGACAAGUUGGUCGCAGGCCCUGGGCAGGAAGCUAAUAAACUUCAAGUUGCUUUUCUAUUGUUUUCCUAAAACAAUUUGACUUCCUUUCUGAUAGCCUCAAAUUCCUUCAAUAAAAAUAGAGUAGCUGGGAGCCAGAGGAAGAGCUGAACCUGAGCCAAGUUGCGCUUACAAUGCCGCCUGCGUAAGAUCACAUUUUAUCCUGAUCCACGAAGACCCUUUAAAAGAAUAGCAGGCAGACAGCUGCCAGUGCAUGUCAGGAACAGCUCAGGAGCGAGUCUCCCCCAGCACUGGUCCUCCAGGCUGGAGGGGAUGUCCAGCCAGUGAGACAGUGUCAGACCACAGGCUGAGCUCCUGGGAGCUGACGGGGCUCCGCUCACCCUGCCCCGAGUGUCCUUCCCCAGACACUUCAGGAUCUCUUCUGGGAGCCGAACACUGGCAGAGAGGUGGGCUCCAGCAAGACCAAAGGGCUGUGCUAGAGCUCUCCCACCCUUCAGUCAACUUUACCUGUUCCUCUCUCUACCUGUGCAGGCUCAGCAAAAAGAGAGGCUUGCGCUCAGCUCUCAAGACUUCUCACCCCUCCUGGUGAGCAGAAAUGGGGGAGUGGAGUUUCCUGGGAGACUUCCUUGAGAAGGUCCACAAGCACUCCACAGUGGUGGGGAAAGUCUGGCUGACCGUGCUCUUCAUCUUCCGGAUGCUGGUGCUGGGAACAGCCGCCGAGUCCUCCUGGGGGGACGAGCAGUCGGACUUCAUGUGCGACACCCAGCAGCCCGGCUGCGAGAACGUCUGCUACGACAAGGCCUUCCCCAUCUCCCACGUCCGCUUUUGGGUCCUCCAGAUCAUCUUCGUCUCCACCCCGUCCCUGGUGUACAUGGGCCAUGCCAUGCACACGGUGCGCAUGGAGGAGAAGAGGAAGAUGAAGGAGGCAGAAAUAGAGGCCCGAGAGAACAAAAACGGUGGUGACACGUACUACCAGCAGAAGUGCUCCGUGGCAGAGAAAGAGACUAAGCUGUCUGGCUGGGAUGAAGCAGGAGGCCAAAUCAUACUCAGGGGCAGCCUGCUCAACACUUACGUCUACAGCAUUUUGAUUCGAACUGCCAUGGAAGUGGCCUUCAUCGUGGGGCAGUACGUCCUGUACGGGAUCUUCCUGGAGACCCUGUACAUCUGCCAGCGGGCACCGUGCCCCCACCCCGUCAACUGCUACGUGUCCCGCCCCACCGAGAAGAACGUGUUCAUCGUCUUCAUGCUGGCCGUGGCAGUGCUCUCCCUCUUCCUCAGCCUGGCCGAGUUGUACCACUUGGGCUGGAAGAAAGCCAAGGAGAGGUGCUCCCGGUCCUACAAAGCCAGCCCCAGCACAGCCCCCGGCAGGCUGGAGUCUGCCCCGCAGGCAGAGAGGGCACAGAUGUACACCCCGCCGCCGGAUUUUAACCAGUGCUUGUCCAGUCCCAACGGGAAGUUCAUCAGCCCCUUCAGCAACAAGAUGGCCUCCCAGCAGAACACCGCCAACUUCGCCACCGAGAGGGUCCACGGCCAGGAGGAUGCUGCUGCGGAAGGGCCCUUCAUUAAGUCCAGCUACGUGGAGAGUCCAGAGGCGGCCAGUGAAUGUGCAGCACCUGCCUUCCCCGAGAACUACUUCAACGAGAAACGCCGGUUCAGCAAGGCCAGCCGUGCCAGCAGCAAGGCUAGGUCGGAUGAUUUGUCUGUGUGACCUGUCCCCAGCAGGGAUGAGGAGAAGGAGCUGUCCUAGUGCUCAGUAAAACUUUGGCAAAGUGGACUCCAAACUCUCACCCCUAACCUCCCUGUCUUAAUAUCCUCUAUCCUUUCCAAACAGCACCUCUAACAGCUCAAGGCAGGGGCAGCCACAGGCACUGAAGAGAGAC
Messenger RNA from Cyanistes caeruleus (blue tit), 4989 nucleotides. RefSeq names its product gap junction protein alpha 5 (gene GJA5). Gene Ontology annotation, biological process: atrial cardiac muscle cell to AV node cell communication by electrical coupling; heart development; cell-cell signaling. Gene Ontology annotation, cellular component: connexin complex. The record is from RefSeq and is a predicted model, not a curated record. NCBI's taxonomy places the organism in Eukaryota, Metazoa, Chordata, Aves, Passeriformes, Paridae. Gene Ontology annotation, molecular function: gap junction channel activity involved in atrial cardiac muscle cell-AV node cell electrical coupling.